AAUUAUCAACCGGAUUUCGUUAAUGCACAAGGAAAACCAAGUAAUGGAAUCCUCACUUGAGACCAAGCUGAUUGAUAUGCCACAACCACAAGAAACCAAUGGUGACGGCGAGGCAGCUCCUGAGGCAGAUAUAAGCAUGGCCACGACGCUGAUGCCCAACGGUGUCGGCGAGCGUAAGGCGACAGCUGCGCCUGCGCUGCCGGCGGCUAGGCCGCCACCGGAGAUGACUGACAAGGUUAUGGCCAGCACGGCGAACCUGGCGCAGCUGCUGCCUACGGGCACGGCGUUGGCCUACCAGGCGCUGUCCACGUCCUUCACCAACCACGGCCAGUGCUACAGGUCAAACCGGUGGCUCACCGCUGGUCUCGUCGCCGUCCUCACCGCCUCCUCCAUCUUCUUCUCCCUCACGGACAGCGUCGUCGGACGCGGUGGCAAGCUAUACUACGGCAUGGCCACGCCGCGGGGGUUCAACGUGUUCAAUUUGUCCCGGGAGGAGGAGGAAGCGCAGGAGUUGUCGCGCACCAAGCUACGGGAGCUGCGGGUGCGGCCGCUGGACAUCGUGCACGCCUUCUUCACGGCGGUGGUGUUCCUCACCGUGGCAUUCAGCGACGUCGGGCUCACCAAGUGCUUCUUCCCCGACGCCGGCAACGACACCAAGGAGCUGCUCAAGAACCUGCCCCUGGGGAUGGCGUUCAUGUCGACGUUCGUCUUCUUGCUCUUCCCAACGAAAAGGAAGGGCAUCGGAUACACCGACACCACUCCCCGUCCGGCGCCAGAAACGAACAAGCCUACACAAGUUUCAGAUCACAUGCCAUAGGACCAUUAUACUUACACUGUAUUACAGUAUUGCUAACUGCUAAUUUAGUUUGCAUAUUAGCGAGAUUGGAGGUGCUUGAAGGACACAAUGCUAAUUCCUCCGUUCAAUUUAUUGUCGAGUAAAAUUAUUACUGUUUGACGUACAUUAUUCUUUAUUCUUAUUGUACCCAUCAUUAGAUGAAUACCAUACCCUAUAGAUUACUGGUUUA
Molecule: messenger RNA, 1025 nt
Organism: Oryza sativa Japonica Group (Japanese rice)
Lineage: Eukaryota; Viridiplantae; Streptophyta; Magnoliopsida; Poales; Poaceae
Product: protein DMP10
Biological process (GO): endomembrane system organization
Source: RefSeq, a predicted model, not a curated record